AGCUGGUGAAGGAUCGGAGUCUACUGAUGUUCAGAUGGGAUCGGGUGAUGAGGAAAAUGGGAGGCAGCUGGGAGAGGUGGAGCUCCAGUGUGCCCUGUGUAUGAAAUGGUUCACUGCAAACAUGUUUGGCAUCGACACUGUGACCUGCCUUCCCUUUAUGACCAAUUAUGUGUUUCACUGCAAUGUCUGCCAUCACAGUGGCAACACAUACUUCCUCAGGAAACAAGCCAACCUGAAGGAGAUGUGUCUCACAGCCUUGGCCAAUCUGACAUGGCGGUCAAGAACACAAGACGAGCACCCAAAGACUAUGUUCUCCAAAGAUAAGGAUAUUAUACCAUUCAUCGAUAAAUACUGGGAGUGCAUGACCACCCGUCAGAGACCCGGGAAGCUCACCUGGCCCAAUAAUAUUGUGAAGACUAUGAGUAAAGAGCGAGAUGUUUUCUUGGUGAAGGAGCACCCUGACCCCGGCAGUAAAGACCCAGAGGAGGAGUACCCCAAAUUUGGCCUUUUGGAUCAGGAUUUGGGAAACAUUGGCCCUUCAUAUGACACACAGAAGCAGACCACUGCAACUCCCAUGGGUGGUGGCCUCAAUGGUGGAUCUGCUUUUGCAGGUGCUUUGGCUCCAGGCCCAGGAAAAGGCAGAGGAGCAAAACGUAAACAGCAGCAGCAGGAAGGAGCCACCACCGGAACAGCAAAGAGAACCCGCAGUGACCCACUUUUUGCGGCACAGCGGCUACCUCCCCAUGGUUACCCACUGGAGCAUCCCUUUAAUAAGGAUGGCUAUCGUUACAUUCUGGCAGAACCAGAUCCUCAUGCCCCAGACCCGGAGAAGCUAGAGCUCGACUGUUGGGCCGGAAAACCCAUACCUGGAGAUCUGUAUCGGGCCUGUCUGUAUGAGAGGGUGCUGCUGGCCCUGCACGACAGGGCGCCUCAACUGAAGAUCUCUGAUGACCGUUUGACGGUGACGGGGGAGAAGGGCUACUCCAUGGUGCGAGCCUCCCAUGGUGUACGGAAAGGUUCCUGGUACUUUGAGGUUGCUAUUGAUGACAUGCCUGUGGACACUGCAGCCAGGCUCGGUUGGUCCCAGCCACUGGGUAACCUACAGGCUCCAUUGGGUUAUGACAAGUUCAGCUACUCGUGGCGCAGUAAGAAGGGUACACGCUUCCACCAGUCCAUAGGAAAGCAUUAUUCCUCUGGCUAUGGCCAGGGAGACACUUUGGGUUUCUUUAUUGAGCUGCCAGAGGAGACGGAGACCGCCAAGUCUCUGCCUGAUACAUACAAGGACAAGGCACUUAUUAAAUUUAAGAGUUACCUCUACUUUGAGGAAAAGGACUAUGUGGACAAAGCAGAGAAAAGCCUCAAACCAGUGAACCCCAGCAGGAUGAUUUUCUACAAGAAUGGGGCGAGUCAAGGUGUUGCCUUUGAAAACCUGUUUGAGGGCAUUUAUUUCCCCGCCAUCUCGCUCUACAAAAGCUGCACGGUGUCAGUUAAUUUUGGACCACAUUUCAAAUACCCCCCAAAGGACGUGAAGUACCAGCCGAUAAGUGACAUGGGCUGGGGGGCUGUGAUUGACCACACGCUGGCUGAUAUGCUGUACCACGUGGAGACGGAGGUGGACGGGAGGCGCAGUCCUCCGUGGGAAGGAUGAACACACCGUGAAUUCAGUACACA
Messenger RNA from Thalassophryne amazonica, 1671 nucleotides. It is a transcript of the gene ash2l, whose product is annotated as ash2 like, histone lysine methyltransferase complex subunit. The transcript is spliced from 15 exons. Bases 35 to 1648 code for a protein of 537 amino acids. Lineage: Eukaryota; Metazoa; Chordata; Actinopteri; Batrachoidiformes; Batrachoididae. The record is from RefSeq and is a predicted model, not a curated record. Gene Ontology annotation, cellular component: Set1C/COMPASS complex. Gene Ontology annotation, molecular function: protein binding; transcription cis-regulatory region binding.